AUGCUUUCACUAAAGCAGGCGUCAGUGCGGGCAGCGCCGUGCAUUGCCUCUCCAAUCUCAACUUCCGUCCUGCGGCAUUCCAUCUAUCCCGGUGCUUUAUUUUCAACUCGCAAUGCCUCGACAGCCGUUGCAAGACAAGAACAUGCCAGUUCUCAACUUACAGCAACAGGCAAACCGCGAAGAGAAGUUCCUCUACCGAGCCAGGAGAAGAAGGGUGGCGCGAUGCAAUUCGCAUUGACAACCCUCGACCAGGUCACCAAUUGGGCACGGCAGAGCUCGUUAUGGCCAAUGACUUUCGGGCUAGCUUGCUGUGCCGUGGAGAUGAUGCAUUUGUCGACUCCUCGCUAUGACCAGGAUCGACUGGGUAUUAUUUUCCGAGCCUCUCCGCGACAAUCGGAUGUGAUGAUCGUGGCCGGAACGUUGACCAACAAAAUGGCACCGGCAUUAAGGCAGGUUUAUGAUCAGAUGCCUGAUCCUCGCUGGGUUAUCAGCAUGGGAAGCUGUGCAAAUGGAGGUGGCUACUACCAUUACAGCUACUCAGUCACAAGAGGCUGUGAUAGGAUAGUGCCAGUUGACAUAUAUGUUCCCGGCUGCCCACCAACUUCAGAAGCUCUUAUGUAUGGGAUUUUCCAACUACAAAAGAAGAUGCGACACACCCGAAUUACUCGAAUGUGGUACCGAAAGUAA
Paracoccidioides lutzii Pb01 is the source of this 687-nucleotide messenger RNA. RefSeq names its product NADH dehydrogenase iron-sulfur protein. The transcript has 4 exons. Gene Ontology annotation, biological process: electron transport coupled proton transport; mitochondrial respiratory chain complex I assembly; aerobic respiration. The record is from RefSeq and is a predicted model, not a curated record. The coding region runs from base 1 to 687 and encodes 228 amino acids. Gene Ontology annotation, molecular function: NADH dehydrogenase (ubiquinone) activity; quinone binding; 4 iron, 4 sulfur cluster binding.